GCGCAUGCGUCCCUUAACAGUUUAGCCCUACUGCGCAUGCGUCCCUUAACAGUUUAGCCCUACUGCGCAUGCGUCCCUUAACAGUUUAGCCCUACUGCGCAUGCGUCCCUUAACAGUUUAGCCCUACUGCGCAUGCGUCCCUUAACAGUUUAGCCCUACUGCGCAUGCGUCCCUUAACAGUUUAGCCCUACUGCGCAUGCGUCCCUUAACAGUUUAGCCCUACUGCGCAUGCGCCCCUCUGAAGUUUAGGGUGGGAGCUAGCUGUUAGCACUGAGAGCUACUUAGCCGGAGUGUGUAAUGGCGGCCUCGGUGUUGCUGGGCUCGUUGGACAACGUCGGAGUCAACUUCGCGGUUGGAGGCGGCAGCAGCGGGAGUAUUUUAGUCGGGAUUGAUCAUAACGGAACGGCGGGUCCGGUGCCCUGGAACCGGGCUCUGGACCGAGCGCUGGACGAAGCCUCAACCACCGGGAGCCUGAACCUCAGCAGCCGGAAGCUGAAGGAGUUUCCCCGCAUCGCCGUCCACCACGAUCUGACGGACACCACCAGGGCCGACUUGUCUCGCAACCGUCUCUCUGAGCUUCCUCUGGACGUUUGUCUAUUCGUGUCUCUGGAGAGUCUGAAUCUUUACCAGAAUUGUGUGAGGUCUCUACCGGACAGUAUGCUCAACCUGCAGGCCCUCACCUACCUGAACCUCAGUCGGAACCAGCUGUCUGUCCUCCCUGUGGUUGUCUGCAGUCUUCCUCUGAAGGUUUUGAUUGCCUGCAACAACAAGCUGGUUUCUCUUCCAGAAGAAGUUGGCCAGCUGAGACAGCUGACCGAGCUGGACGUCAGCUGUAACGAGAUCCAGACUCUACCGUGUCAGGUGGGUCAGCUGGAGGCUCUGCGAGACCUGAACAUCAGGAGGAACCACCUGGUCCGGCUGCCUCCAGAGCUGGCAGACCUCCCUCUGGUUCGUCUGGACUUCUCCUGUAACAAAGUGACCUCCAUCCCCGCCUGCUACCGACAGCUGACGCAGCUACAGACCAUCGUCCUCGACAACAACCCUCUGCAGACCCCACCUGCACAGAUUUGUAUUAAAGGAAAGGUGCACAUAUUUAAGUAUUUGAACCUGGAGGCCAGUAAGACGACCCCUGACCUACCAGACUUUGACAGACGCCCUUUGACCUUCAGCUCCUGUGCUGAUGAGCUUUACCCCGGCCGGCCCUACGGAGCUCUGGACUCUGGCUUCAACAGUGUCGACAGCGGAGACAAGAGGUGGUCAGGGAACGAGCCUACAGAGGAGCUUUCAGAGCUGCCUCUCAGAGUGGCCGAGAUCAGCAGAGACCAGAGACACAGAGGAGGAGGAGGAGGAGGACCUCUGCAGGCUAACGGCACACAUGUGGAGUCGGAACAGAUAGACUUCAUUGACAGCUGUGUGGGGGAGGAAGAGGAGGAGGAGGGGAGGAGUCGAGGAGGAAGCAGCAGAGACAGUGUCAGCUUAAGCUCUCAGUUCAUGGCCUACAUCGAGAGACGCAUCACCAGAGAGGGUUCCCCUGUGAAAACCAACUCGAGGACCGAAGACAGGAGGAGACACAACAGGACUGUGGCUGAUGGUGUCACAGCGCCACCUAGUGCCCAGAGCCAGAGAGAAGGGGGAGCUGCUCCAGUGGGGGUGGAGAGGAUGAGGAGGGAGGCUCAGCACGCUGCUCUGCGGUACGACGAGGAGCGACACAAGAGCAGGUCUCAGCAAAGAGCCUGUGAGAAUAAAGCGCCUCAAAGUCCAGACUGUGAGAAUGUCUACCCCUCCAGACGCUCCACCCACACAGAUGACUCCGCCCUCUUUGUGGGGGAGGACAGAGCUGCUCUGUCUCCAACAGCCAAUCAGUCCCCUUCGUAUCCCAGCUCAGGGGGCGUGGCCUCCUGUCGGACAUCCGCUCUGAGACCAGAGAGCUUCCUGUUUCGCCUCGGACAGAAACAGGAGAAGAGGAAAGGUGAUGCUGCUCAGAUGCAGGAGGCUCCUGCUGCUCCUCUGGUUGGAGAAGAUGCUGAGCUGGUGGAGCAGCUGAGGAAGAAUAUCGAGGCUCGCCUAAAGGUGUCGUUGCCUAGCGACCUGGGAGCAGCUCUGACAGAUGGGGUGGUGCUCUGUCACCUGGCCAAUCAUGUGAGACCCCGGUCCGUCCCCAGCAUCCACGUCCCCUCCCCCGCUGUACCCAAACUCACGAUGGCCAAAUGUCGACGAAAUGUAGAGAACUUCCUGGAGGCGUGUCGUAGAAUUGGUGUUCCUCAGGCUUGUCUCUGCUCAGUAGGUGAGGUCCUGACGGGGGAAGGCCCCAGCGUUUAUGGGACGACUCAGCUGUGUCUACCUCUUCACAUUCUGGAGGGGGGGGGGCUCCCGCAGGUGGCUGGGACUGUGAGCACCUUGCUGGACCUGGCCCCGCCCCGACACCCCAUCUCCACAACAACGACACCCGGCCCCCCCGCUGCCUUGUAGACGCCUGCCGCACGCGCUCAAUGUGCCUCCCGUUAGUGUGUUUUAAAAGAGAAACCGGUUAAACUUUUACUAAGUGAAGACAAGAUGUGUUCCUUACUCACGCUGUUCUUCUAUCAGGACUGUUGCAACCACAAAGAUGACAUCAUCAGGACGAUUACACAACCACCACAAUCAUGACAUCAUCAGGACCGUUACACAACAACCACAAUCAUGACAUCAUCAGGACCGUUACACAACCACCACAAUCAUGACAUCAUCAGGACCGUUACACAACAACCACAAUCAUGACAUCAUCAGGACCGUUACACAACAACCACAAUCAUGACAUCAUCAGGGGAGCAGCUUUCUAAGGCGUGAAGUCAGAGGCACCUCCGGAGUCCUUUGAUGUCGUGCUCUCUUUAUGCAAUGACCUCUUUUGGACAGGAUUUAUUUGUUUACACCAAAAACCUUGUACAGAGAGAAGAGAUAAAUGUAUGAACAAAUAUAAUCCUAACAAUAGUUUAACUUCAUCAUAAAAUGACUCUAAUGACCAACAUUUCAUAACCAAUGACUCCGCUAACGUUGGCUUACUUCGUGGUUCUCCUUGUUUAGUAUCUCAUAUUUUAUUUAUUGAUCUAAACCUGCCGAACAAUGUCAAAGAUAUUUAGACACUAAAUAAAACUUUAAAAACAACUUAAUGUAGCUAAAUGCUAAUGUUACUCUAAUGAAAACGCUCCUUUUUGAGAAAGUGGGUUUACAUAUGGUGCUGCUAAUUUCUAAUAUGUAGCAUUUCUUGAAAUAACACUAAUGUUCUCCGCUAACGGUAGCCAUUAUUAAUGUUGGUUGAGAGAUUUAAGAUUCCAGCUAAGCCAAACAUGGUUUAAAGUUUAAUGACUGCGAACAUUAUCACAACAAACAUUCAUUCAGUUGGCAAACAAUCAUUUUAAUUAUUGAUUUAACGCGAAAUAGCUGUAACGCUAGACAAUGAACAUGAAUCUACUUGGUUUGCAUGUAAAGCUGCUUAGCUUCAUGCUAACGUGGAUAACUUUAGUUUAGAUUUGAGUUGGUAACAAUAGUGAACCCAGGUUUACACUACUUAUCGCCCAUUUAAGCUAACAUUAUGAACCAGUAUGUUUCAAGGUUAAGUUAACCCAGCUAACUGUUAACAUAAACAUUGGUUAAUGUUGUAAUGAGCUUUAAGCUAAUUCAGCUCAGUGCUAACGUUAGUAAACAUGAACCUAGUGGGUUUGGAGUUGAGGCUAACACAGCUAGCUGCAAAGUCAACUAAUGGCUUACCCAAGGUAGCUCUGUGCUAAUGUUAACUGGCAUGCCUAGCAGGUUCCCAUGUAGCUAACGGUAGACAGGAGCUAAAGCCAACCUAGCUCAGCGCUAAAGUUACCAAAUAUCUGACGGUGCCAACAUUGGCGAACUAUGGAGCUAAAGAUAAAGUAAUUUGUUUAGUUCCAACAUUAGACUUGAGUUAAGCUACCGUGGCUAACAUUAGCUUCGGCUCAGUUUACUCUGUCUGAUCCAAACGUCAGAAUUGAGUUUGUUAUUCAAAGCUUUGAGUUGUGAUGGGACAGAAAAACAACUUUCUGCUUCUGAACUCUGACUCGGAGGACGUUUGUUUGGCGGAGGUCUCACCGUUGUAUUUAAAAAGUCUUACUCUACACCCCCGUAAAAUCAUUAAACAGGACGUAUUAAAAAAUGUUGGCAAACAGGAGUCAGAAUUGACACACAUACAAGUCAUGCGUCUUCCUCCAAGAGUUUCACACUUGAAAUUUAUGUAAUUAUUUAUUAAGAAAAGAUGAUUUAGUUCUAUUGACAUUAAAAAUACUUCAGAUCAGAUGGCGACUGAAGUAGCAGUUUAGAUUAGAGAAGGACAACCAGGUGAUGACGAGCGUCUGGCCAUCGUUCUGUUGCAUUGGGGGACAUUUUUUUAUUGUUCUACAGCCACACUACUACAAACUGUUAAAUAUUUGUGUACAAAUAUACUCCUAAGUCAGUCAGUCAUCUGUACCGCUUAUCCUUAGGGGGUUGUAGAAGGUGUGUGUAUAUAUAUAUAUGUAUGUAUGUACAUAUAUAUACACAUAUAUACGUGUGUGUGUAUAUAGAGAAUCAUCUUUUACUUUGAAUGUCUAUUUUUACUUGUAAUCAUUAUUAAAGUUUAACAAUAGAACAAAU
Pungitius pungitius (ninespine stickleback) is the source of this 4632-nucleotide messenger RNA. RefSeq names its product leucine-rich repeats and calponin homology (CH) domain containing 3 (gene lrch3). The record is from RefSeq and is a predicted model, not a curated record. NCBI's taxonomy places the organism in Eukaryota, Metazoa, Chordata, Actinopteri, Perciformes, Gasterosteidae. The coding region runs from base 298 to 2469 and encodes 723 amino acids. Gene Ontology annotation, molecular function: protein binding. The transcript is spliced from 21 exons.